GCGGGGCCGGGGGCGGCGCGAGCGCGGGGGGCGUGGGGGCCGCCCGAGGGGCCGGGCUGGGCUGACAACUUCUCGGGGCGCGCGCGGGGCGGCCGGGCCGGGGGGAGCCGCCCGCUGCUGGGGUGCCCGGUCGGGGCGCCGGGCUCGGGCGCUAUAAAUAGCAGCUCCAGCUCCCGCUCGGCGCGCACCAGCCCAGCCGCGAACGCAGGAAAGUCGCGCGGAAAGUGUCUGUCGCCGCCGCCGCCCACUCCGCCCGGGAGAGAACCCAAAGAAAUGGUGUUACCCGGCCAGAGGACUUCUGUCUUUUAUGAGAAAUCAGACCGAGGAUCCAGUUCCCUCUGAGAGUGGUUUAGUCUAUAGGCGACUCCAUCAUUUACUCAGAGCUCUGAGUUCCACAAGGCAGCAAUCAAGGAGCAACGUUGUCUGAAGAACACAGCAGUAAAGCAGAACUUCAGAGUGGAUAUCAGAUCUUGAAUGUGAAGAUCCAUCUGAGUCUCACCAAGAGUCAUCGGCAGCGCAUUCGGGCACAAACGUGUGGAAGACUAAACUGAGAAGGUUAAUCAUGGAAAUCAAAGAGGAAGGCACCUCAGAAGAAGGCCAGCACUUCCUUCCUACCCCGCAAGCAAAUGAUCCAGUCGAGUUUCAGUUCACUAGUAUUCAGAAAACUCCAAAUGAACCUCAGUUGGAAUUCAUCCUUGCCUGCAAGGACCUGGUGGCUCCCGGGCGUGAUCGCAAGCUGAAUACGCUGGUGCAGACCUCGGUAAUCCACCCCGCCGAGCAGGGGCUCACCAGAUACUCCAGCACGGAAAUUGUAGAGGGAACAAGGGACCCGCUGUUUUUGACUGGUGUCACAUUCCCGUCGGAGUAUCCCAUCUAUGAAGAGACCCAGAUAAAGCUGACAGUGUAUGAUGUCAAGGAUAAGUCUCAUGACACUGUUCGAACCAGUGUCCUCCCUGAACAUAAGGAUCCCCCAGCAGAGGUUGGGCGAAGUUUCCUGGGCUGUGCCAGUUUUAAAGUGGGGGAACUGCUGAAGUCCAAGGAUCAACUUCUGGCUCUGAACCUCAGAACUUCAGAUGGUGGCAAGGUUGUUGGCACCAUAGAAGUCAGUGUCGUGAAGAUGGGGGAGAUUGAGGAUGGGGAAGCCGACCACAUCACGACAGAUGUGAAGGGACCAAAGUGCUCACUGGUGUGUGAAUGUACAGCUCCAGAAAGUAUGAAUGGAAAGGAUCACUUACCUUUUUUGAAUGCAGUGCUAAAGAACCCAGUGUGUAAGUUGUAUAGAUUCCCCACAUCUGACAAUAAGUGGAUGCGGAUUCGAGAGCAGAUGUCUGAGAGCAUCCUUUCUUUCCAUAUUCCUAAGGAAUUGAUCGCCCUUCACAUUAAAGAGGAUUCGUGUAGAAAUCAAGAGUUGAAAGAACUUGGUGAGCUUUCUCCACACUGGGAUAAUCUACGGAAAAAUGUCCUCACUCACUGUGAUCAGAUGGUGACCAUGUACCAGGACAUUCUGUCAGAACUGAGCAAAGAAACAGGGUCUUCUUUCAAAUCAAGCAGCAGCAAAGGAGAAAAAACAUUAGAAUUUGUUCCAGUCAAUCUACACCUGCAAAGAAUGCAAGUCCACAGCCCUCACUUGAAAGAUGCUCUCUACGAUGUGAUCACCGUGGGAGCGCCAGCUGCCCAUUUUCAGGGCUUUAAGAACGGGGGUCUUCGGAAGCUUCUCCACAGAUUUGAAACAGAAAGAAGAAAUACUGGAUAUCAGUUUAUUUACUAUUCACCUGAAAACACAGCCAAAGCAAAAGAAGUUCUCAGCAACAUCAAUCAACUACAACCCCUGAUAGCAACCCACGCAGACCUACUGCUUAAUUCUGCAAGCCAGCACUCACCAGACAGCCUGAAGAAUUCUUUAAAGAUGCUUUCAGAAAAAACAGAGCUUUUUGUACAUGCCUUCAAGGAUCAGCUGGUCAGAAGUGCUCUUUUAGCACUCUACACUGCCAGGCCGGGCGGGGUCCUAAAGAAACCCCCUUCUCCUAAGGACCUGACGGUGGAGAGUGACCCCCAGGAACUUCCCCCACCCGUGAAAAGGCAAGACUCCAUCCCGCACCACUCCGACUACGACGAGGAAGAGUGGGAUAGGGUGUGGGCCAAUGUGGGAAAGAGCCUGAACUGCAUUAUUGCUAUGGUGGACAAGCUAAUUGAAAACGAUGGCGGCCGUGACAGCAGCAGUGGCAAAGAUGGAGAGAAGGAUCCUUCCGCUGUGGAUGGCACUGCAGCUCAACCCAAGGAGGACUGGUACGAGCAGCUGUACCCGCUUACCCUGACCCUGAAGGACAGCAUGGCGGAGGUGGUGAACAGAGCCAAGCAGUCGCUGACGUUCGUGCUCCUGCAGGAGCUCGCCUACAGCCUGCCCCAGUGCCUCAUGCUCACCCUGAGGAGAGACAUCGUCUUCAGCCAGGCACUUGCUGGAUUGGUUUGUGGUUUUAUCAUCAAAUUACACACAAGUUUGCAUGACCCCAGCUUCCUCCAGCAGCUUUACACAGUGGGACUGCUAGUGCAGUAUGAAGGUCUGCUGAGCACUUACAGUGAUGAAAUAGGAAUGCUAGAAGACAUGGCUGUUGGCAUUUCUGACUUGAGGAAAGUCACAUUUAAAAUAAUCGAAGCCCAGUCCAAUGAUGUCUUACCCAUGGUAACGGGAAGGCGCGAACAUUAUGUGGUGGAGGUCAAGCUUCCAGCCCGCCUGUUUGAGUGUCUGCCUUUACAGAUUAAAGAAGGACAGCUGCUCCACGUGCACCCAGUUCUUUUUAACGUGGGGAUCAACGAACAGCAGACUCUUGCAGAGAGGUUUGGAGAUGUCUCUUUGCAGGAAACUAUUAACCAGGAGAACUUUGAGCUUCUGAAAAAAUAUUGCACAAUAUUUAUGGAAAAGAUGCCCCCUGAAUUCAUUUCACAUUUUCAAGAACAAAAUGAUCUAAAAGGAUUACUAGAAAAUCUCCACCAAAAUAUCCAAGCCAAAAAAAGAAAGAAUGUAGAAAUCAUGUGGCUGGCUGCAACGAUUUGUCGCAAGCUGAAUGGUAUCCGUUUCACCUCUUGUAAAAGUGCCAAAGACAGGACGUCCAUGUCGGUGACACUGGAACAGUGUUCCAUCUUGAGAGACGAGCAUCAGCUACACAAGGACUUCUUUGUCCGAGCACUGGAUUGUAUGAGAAGAGAAGGAUGCCGGAUAGAGAAUGUUCUGAAGAAUAUCCAAUGCAGAAAGUAUGCUUUCAACAUGCUGCAGCUGAUGGCUUUCCCCAAGUACUACCGACCUCCAGAGGGGACUUACGGAAAAGCUGACACCUAAGUCUCCAUCAUGUAAAUAAACAGGGACACAAACACGCUGCAGUUGAAUAAUCUCCUAACCUCCACCUUUCCUUUUAAAAAUUGUCAUACACUUCUGAAACGAGGCUAUUAGGGAUGUUUUCCACUCCCCACAUAGGAAUCACUGAAUUAGCAGGACACUCCUCUGAAAAUAGCCCUUUUUUCAAACUCCCCAGAUUGUGUUUUGAGUACUUUACUUCUCUGUAUUCAUCUUCAGCGGCUGAGAGCAACUCAGAGUGUGCAUUUCAUUCCAAGGGGCCUUUCUGUGACAUUUUGGGAAAAUAGCCCUACUAUGACACAGGAUGCAUAGCAUGGCAUUCGUAGCUCCCCAGGGCAAGUGCAGGAGAGUGCCAAGGUCAGACAGGUAACCCCGACCUCUCUGGUGGCAUUUUACAUUUAUGGCUCUAGGGAGCAGAAGUUUGGACUCUGACCAUGAAAGCCACUUCCGAUGUGUUUCUAAGGACUUGGAGCCUUCGGUCAAGACGGGGCAGGCAGAGGAACCAACCAGGCUGGUUGUGUGGUGUCUGUGUUUUUCAGAAACUUGGUAUCUUCUCCAAACUUAGGCCCAGGGUUAGAGGGCCCAGCUCUGCAAGUUGCCCUGCAAACAGCUCAAUAGUGCAGAAGGCAAGAUGUGAGAAGAAUGGAGCAGUCAGGAAGUUCAAGGUGAACAACUCAUUCAUCCCAAAUGAAAGUCUACAUCAGCCUGCACUUGAUGUAGUCCAGCUCAUGAAAGGCAGUUCCUACCUUUACGGCGUUCUCCCGAAAGUCACUGGGGGAGGGGCAAAACAGACCUAAUUAAUGUCAGUUUGUCUGUCUGACAUAGAGAGAUUUCAGUACAGGUGGGUGAACCUCUCAAAACGCGUACUGCCAGAGUUCAGGACAAACUUGAGUGAUCAUUCCAGUUGACCUGAAUUUUAUAUUUGCCUUCACUCAGUCAAAUAAUACUUAUGUCCUCCAUAUUCAAAACUGCUAUGGAAAUGACCUCAUGUAGCAUCAUUCUAAAUGAGUCCGUUGGGAAGGAAUGCUGUAUCCUCACCUGGCUGGAUAAUUUCAGAGUCACAAUGAUCCCAGUCUCUUUUAACCUUUCAGCCUUUGCCUCGCCUCGUCUUCAAAUGGUCAUGGUAGAGCUGGCUGAGAGGUUCAGCCUUGCAGGUGUGAGGUCCCAGGUUCAAUCCCUGCCAUGACAAAAAGCAAGCCAGAAAAGGAAAAGCCUAACUGCUGUAUUCGGUUGGUGUGAAAUGUGAGGACAGGGCCUGUUAGCUGAGUAGAAACUGGUGAUUUAUCACCAGAAUUGAAGCUUAGACGAGAAAGGCUUGUGUAAUUAAAGCAGUUUUGCUCCAAAUAUUAAUAAUUUUUAAGAAGUUCUCCUUUCCACGCUCUGAAAAGGCAAACCGUCUGGAAGUCUGUGUUCCAGGGUGGGCAUCUCCCUCAUAAAUGCCAGGGGCAUUUGCAGAAUGAGCACCUUCAGGGAUGGUUUGCUGGGACUUGCCACAGCUAAUGUGGUAACUUCUUGGCAGGAUGACUUUUGAGAUAAGGGUUCUGGACAAAACUCAGGACUCGUGGGGAUUUUCAAAUUACUAAAUCUCAGAGGUGUCUCUUUGGGACUGUUAGUACUAGCAUCAUCUAUCAUUAUAAUUAAUGGCCGGUGGACAUUAUACUUGAGACGGACGCCAAACCAUCCACAAGCCUUUGCUUGCAAAGAUGCUAUGUGUGGAAGGAUCUAUUUGCAGAUAGCCUCAUCGUGGUAUUCUCUUUUGUACCACCUUAUCCAUUUCAAUAUAAUCUGCGAGUUGCUUAGUUUCAUUGGAAAUGGCAGGGUUUGUGACUAUUUUCAUUGUAACCGGAUGUAAGAUAAAGAGGUUGGUACAACUGAGAUGUCCUUGAAUAACCAUGAAGCCUAAUUCAGUGUGUUGAACAGUAUUCUGAACUCCAAGAGACCAAAAGAACUGAUUCUCCAGUAAACACUCUCCCAAAACCUAAGUUUUUAAAAUGAAACCUUUUGACUCAAAUAUGGAAAAAGCAUUCAUUCACUAGAAAGCCAACAGGGUUUUAUUUAUUAUUUUUUCCUAAAAAAGUACUUAAAUAAAUACUUACAUAUUGAAAGUUCCAAAGAAUAGCACUGUAAUAUGAUUGCAUGCAGACAUGCACAUUAGUAUUUAUUAGCGUAUCAAAAACAUCUCCUGUAGCAAACCUAUUUUUGUGCAUUCUUUUUUUUAUGGGCCACAUCCUGCCAUUCUUGGGGGCCCGGAGCCACCCUUGGUGAUACUCAGCCCAGUAGUGCUAAUGGGCUUACCAAGAUCACCUCAGCAGUAUAUAAAAACUAGGAAGAAAAGUCAGUUUAACUGGCACAUCACUGAAAACAUGCUUAGUGACCCAUUUUUAAGUUUAUGAUUGUUUGCGUUUGCUACAUGCUGGAAAGAAAUAUAGCAGUGUCCAGAUCCUAAUAAAUAUAACUCAGUUGGAACCUGUUUGAUUAAACAAAUUAAUUUGUUUGAUUAAACAAAUUAAGGCAGUCAGCUAACUCAUCACAGAUGUUUUAGGCAGUUGAUUUCCGAGCAGGCAAUCUAUCACUUGCUUAGUUUAAUAGACAGACCACCUUUUGUAAUCUUUUAGGGAACAAACGAACUUUUAUCACAGGUUUAGGAAACUGCUAAGAAAAAUUUCUCUCAGCGGAUCCUGAGGGAAACAAACUUAUUGAAAUAAGAUAUCAGUAGCUGGGGGUG
Sorex araneus (European shrew) is the source of this 6074-nucleotide messenger RNA. It is a transcript of the gene INPP4B, whose product is annotated as inositol polyphosphate-4-phosphatase type II B. Gene Ontology annotation, molecular function: phosphatidylinositol-3,4-bisphosphate 4-phosphatase activity. Gene Ontology annotation, cellular component: cytoplasm. The record is from RefSeq and is a predicted model, not a curated record. The transcript is spliced from 27 exons. Lineage: Eukaryota; Metazoa; Chordata; Mammalia; Eulipotyphla; Soricidae. Bases 563 to 3334 code for a protein of 923 amino acids.